UUAGCUGAUUCCCUGCCGAAGAGGAAGGACUUCAUUAAGCCAACGAUGGGAGAGCGGUAACCCUCAUACAUAUUAAGUGGUAUUGCAGCCACCGGACAGAGCAGCGGCAACAUACAGGAGGAGACCUACAUCGGAGACUUAUAUGGGCCAGCCAUUAAGUGGGAGCUGUGAGGGCUAAAUCUACAAUGAGAGUGACGAAUGUGACAGGGUUGCUGCUAGUGCUACUGCUGCUCGGCCCUGGAGCCCACGGACGCAGGGGCCGAUCUCGCAGCAGGACGAAGAGCAGGGUGCAGAUUGGUCUGCCCAUAACCGGAAAGUAUCGCGACCCAGAGUCUGACCAGUAUUACAACAACAGUGAUGGAGCUAAGAUCCUGCUGGCAUCUCACUUUGACUACGAGUACAUGUUGGGCCACAAGAUAGUGUUCGUCUGCGUGGCUAAAGGCACACCCCAACCUCAGAUCACCUGGUUCAAAGAUGGCAUUGAGCUAUAUGCACAUUCUUACCUACAUGUUCAUGAAUGGAAGAUGGGGACAGACAAAGUGAAGUCAAAGCUUGAGAUCGACCCAGCUACGCAGAUGGAUGCAGGGUUAUAUGAGUGUUCUGCAGACAACAUGUAUUCUGUUGAUCGACGCAGUUUCAAGACAGAUUUCAGUAUUGCCUUUGACUGAAAUUUUUCUCUGCCCCACCCAACAUAAUAGUCUGAAGACCCCCCUCCCCCUCUGAGACUACACAAACAAUAUGAAAUGUACAACAGGAUGAUGAUUUCCCCCAUCAGAUGGCACACAGCGACGCCACGUACUCUUCUAAAUUCAUGCAAACCCAGAGCAUUCAACAGCUUUACGAUUCAAAAUUAAUUAUUGACAAAUUGCCAAGUAAGGCAAAUUGUUCCAAUAUAUAUGCCUACUGUUGACAAGGAAGUUCAACACAUCCAACUGUAACAGCAAAUGGCCACAGUGCAUCUUUGCAUCAGAUAAAUUUUAAUUUAAAAACAUUGCAAACCUUAUACAAGAGUAAUGAAUUUUUGGCUCAUCUGUUGCUGAAGAUGGAAGAAAUAUGAAUUUGUAAAGAAAACCAGUCGCUGAACGAGUUAAAUUCUGUCCACCCACAUUCAAUUUCCUAAACCCACACUAUUCUCUCAUAACCAGCGACCAGACACUUAAAUAAGAAAUUUCCUCAUCAAAAUUGUUGAUGGGUUUCCAUACAUUAGGGAGCAUAUGAUAAUAUUUAUUAAUGAUGUUUAACCAAGAACUCACCGGCGGUCAUUGUGUAUGAUUUCCAUGUAGUCCAUGGAUCUGGCAUAGAAGCCGUCAGCUGUCAAUGCUCCCCAGAAGUUGGACCACGCCUUAUAUGGUCUCAACAGCAGUGGUGCCACAACACCCCUACACAAGUAACCUGCGUUGUAGUAACCGUUACAUUGUCACUGCAGCAGGUUGUGCCAGAUCUGCCAUUCAAUUUUAAAGCACACUGAUUCAGAAUAAUUAUUUUUAGAACUAUCUACUCCUUAUAUUUGGCACUAAGGUCUAAAAACAACCUCAUUAAUUGUUUCAACAAGGCUGUCUGGACACACAAUUACAUCACAGCCCUGAUAAUGAGGAGAGAUGGUCCCUGAAAAGUAGUUAAUUUUUAACCAAGCGACAUUGCUUAUAGCCUACGAAAACUGUAUUAAUGUUUGUCACUGUGAAAGCUUCAGAUCAUACACACAUACAGACUGGUGUCAUGCGACAAAACUGAGGUCUACAUCACACAUGGAGACAGACCCUGAAGGGAUAAACACACAUGCCUAAAUCAUCUUUUGACGUAACCGCCGUCGGUCGUCACAUUUCAAAAGAUGGCUCUUCCUUUAUCUUAAGGUGCGAGAGGGGGUUUCUAUUGUAUAUGGUAGGCUGAGUUAUACUUUAUCUGUGGAUGGAUUUAAAGAAGAAUAAAGUCCAAAACAAACAAAUUAAAAUACAUCA
Zootermopsis nevadensis is the source of this 1955-nucleotide messenger RNA. It is a transcript of the gene nkt, whose product is annotated as noktochor. Gene Ontology annotation, biological process: homophilic cell-cell adhesion. Gene Ontology annotation, cellular component: plasma membrane. The record is from RefSeq and is a predicted model, not a curated record. Lineage: Eukaryota; Metazoa; Arthropoda; Insecta; Blattodea; Termopsidae.